This is a messenger RNA of Priapulus caudatus, 2247 nucleotides long. Its product is annotated as serine/threonine-protein kinase Chk1-like. NCBI's taxonomy places the organism in Eukaryota, Metazoa, Priapulida, Priapulimorpha, Priapulimorphida, Priapulidae. Bases 110 to 1570 code for a protein of 486 amino acids. The record is from RefSeq and is a predicted model, not a curated record. Gene Ontology annotation, molecular function: ATP binding; protein serine/threonine kinase activity. Gene Ontology annotation, biological process: DNA damage checkpoint signaling; protein phosphorylation. The transcript is spliced from 12 exons. Gene Ontology annotation, cellular component: nucleus.
CCACGAAGGCGCUAGCUGGCCCCCAGUCUAAAAGAUCCAUCAGAAAUGUGCGUCCGCCGGCUUCACACAAAGUUCUGAUUGUAGGCUUUUGAUUUCAGUUGAAUUGAACAUGGCGACACAGAUUGGAACUGAAGCAGAAGAGUUUGUGGAAGGCUGGGACUUCAUACAAACACUAGGAGAAGGCGCUUAUGGUGAAGUAAAACUAGUUGUUAACAGAAUGACACAAGAGGCAGUUGCUGUGAAGAUUAUUGAUCUGUCAAAGUACCCAGCAGCUAAAAAUGAUAUCCGUAAAGAGAUAGCUGUACAUAGAUUGCUAAAGCAUAAGAACAUCAUCCAGUUUUUCGGCAACCGAGUCGAGGGUAAACUGCAUUAUAUCUUCCUGGAAUAUGCAGCUGGCGGUGAACUCUUCGACAGAAUCGAGCCAGAUAUUGGCAUGCCUCAACCUGAUGCACAGCUCUACUUUCGUCAGUUAGUAGAGGGCAUGGCCUACCUGCACAAGCUAGGUGUGACUCACAGAGAUGUAAAGCCAGAGAAUCUCUUGCUGGACACUGAUGACACUCUGAAAAUCACAGAUUUUGGCCUAGCAACAGUAUUUCGUUACCAGGGAAAAGAGCGACAGUUAAACAAGCGCUGUGGAACGCUACCUUAUGUUGCCCCGGAAGUAAUCAGUGCUAAGGAGUACAAAGCUGAACCAGCAGAUAUCUGGAGUUGCGGUGUAGUCUUGGUGGCUCUGCUUGCUGGCGAACUUCCAUGGGAUCAACCACAUUAUGACAACAAAGAGUAUUAUGACUGGAAAGAAUGUAACAUUACCUUAACACCAUGGUCCAAGAUAAACAACCUAGCUCUCUCAUUGCUAAGGAAGAUACUGCUACCUAAUGUUGAAAAGAGAGCAUCAAUAGAACAGAUACAAAAUCAUGUGUGGUUCACUAAGAAAUUCAACAAGGAUGUAUCUAAUCUAUCGUCGACUAUUGCUACUUCUAAACGGAAGUGUUCUAACUUGAAUCUAUCCCCAUCUCCGACUAAGGAAUACUCCACAGGAAUGUCUGCCUCACAGCCGCUCUGGCAUGGCUCAGCAGGUGCAGACAUAGACCACAAGCCUGUGUUGGAGGGUCUCCUGCAUGGUGCCUGUUUCUCUCAGCCAGUGCACAAAGCUGAUGAUAUCCUCAUCAGUACUCAGAUGCAUGGCACCCAAGGCAACUCACAGACAUUAUUACAAAAACUCGUGAAGAGAAUGACACGAUUCAUAGUCACAACCGCUGCAGAUGAGACGAUAGAUAGACUAACCACUGUGCUGAAGGACAUGCCUGGCUACAGUUACAAACACAAUUCAUUAGGAGAGGUCACUAUAACAACAAGAGAUCGUAGGAAUGUGCCCUUGGUUUUCAAGGCUCAUCUGCUUGAUAUGAACUCAAACAUUUUGUUGGACUUCCGACUAUCAAAAGGAGACGGAAUUGAAUUCAAGAGACAUUUCUUGAAAAUCAAGCGGAAACUGACUGCAAUUGUUAAUGUGAAGGCUCCCAUCACCUGGCCCUCACCAGCUGUCAGUAGUCCUAUGCUAUCUACGACAUAGAAUUGUAGAGAAUCGAAGCUAAAUCAAUAGCAGUCUCAAUAGAGAGCCUUUAUAUGCAGUGUAUGAACAUAGUUUAUAUGCAAUUAGCAUUACAAUAUAUGCAAAAUAUGUAUAAUAUUAGGAAAUAUUUAAUUGUCCAUAUAUUGUAAUGUUUGAGGUAUGUAAUGCAAUGCACUUAGGACAUUGAGCCAAUAUGGAACACAAUGUGCUAGAACAGUGUUUCUCAAACUGGGGUGGGGCGACCCUCUGGUGGGUUUUGAAGGGGGUCACAAGAUGUCCAUGCUGAACCUAGUUUUUUGGUUCCUAAGGACAGUGAGGUUGUCAUCUUGGCUAGCUGUACACAGGUCGAAUUUUGAUAAAUAUAUUGUCAAAAUAUUGUCCACCUGUCCAGAGUUGUAGAGUGUAAAUUGUGCAGUUCGGGGUUAUUGGGUUGAAUGAAUAGGUCUAUAAAAUAUUAAUUUCUGAAGUGAAAAACGCUGCACACAAAACGAAAUUUUGCAUGUGAUUAGCAUUUCUACUGCGUCAACGGAAAAGUUUAACAGCAUACACGUAGUGCUAAAUGCAUUAUGCGUAUUCCUAUAAUACUCCAGUCAGGUGUAUCCACACAAGGAUUCAUUGUUCAUUUGUAUAAUAAUUGGUAUAAAUAUAUAUCAGCUGUAAAAGUAAUUGAACUAAGA